Paramecium pentaurelia is the source of this 434-nucleotide messenger RNA. The record is from the annotation of a GenBank genome assembly. NCBI's taxonomy places the organism in Eukaryota, Ciliophora, Oligohymenophorea, Peniculida, Parameciidae.
AUGAAUUAAUAAUAAUCAGAUAUCCCACCAUCAAAGAAAACACAAUUUACUGGAUCCAUAGAUAAUCUAAUUUAUUAAACAAUCUCUAAAAAACCAAAUAUGUCUGAAUUUUUGAUAUAAGAAAUUUUAGAAGCCAGUGGAUUUUAGACAAAUGAUUAAAAUUGCUAUAAAUUAAUAGGUUUGAGUGCUCUUAAAUUAAAGCUCAUCUAACUGAUAAAUGGAUGAUUGAAAUGACAGAUUCCAUGGUUUAAAAAUUAAUCUAAGAUAGAAUGAGAAAAAAAGAAAAAGAUCCUGAUGAAAAAUUAUAAUUAACAACUAAUGAUAUUGUAAAUGAAUUAGAUUAAAGAGGAUUGAAAUUACAUAAUCCAUUUCAAUAUCCUGAAAUAGAUGCUAAUAAUCUAUAAAAAGUUAAAAAUGAUAUUUAAUAAUAAUGA